AUGUCAGGAGGUGGAGAGCCCCCGAGUCCAGGCAAUGGAGGCAUUCGCCGGCGACACUCGUCGCAUUCCUACAUCGACGAUGAGUACCAGAGCGCGGCAGUGCAAACCGGCGAUACCGUGGCAUCAGCGACCAUGUACACGAUGGAACCCCCGCGACGCUCAGCAACAGACCCCGAUGCUGCCCCCGCCUCGCAGUCGUCCGCCCUUGAUCCAACCGCCAGACCAUCAAUGUCUCGCAUGUCCACCGACGCCGCGCCUCGAGUUCGCUUCUCUACCGACAUUGAGCGCCACCCGUCCGCACAAAAGUCACGGCCAGGCACCGCAGGAGCGUCAAUUGAUGAGAUUGCGCAGGCAGGGAGGGCUUCAGCGGCUUCGAGAAAGCGGUCUGGCACCCCAGAUCUUACCGUCGACACACAUGCUCGUCCAGCAGGGAGCUCCUCUGCGGUAGGCCAGAGCACUAUUGUGUCCCCUCCCGCUCUCUCUCCCCUUUCACCAAGGAGUUCUGGCAGCAUUGCUUUGUUCAAGAGGAACAUUCACGACCAGACACAAUCGCCAGGGGCGAGCAUUGAGCUAGAGGAGAGAGCUGGGUCGUCACGGCAUACCCUUGUGGAGGGAGACGAGGCAGGAGAGAAGGAUCGAGACACGGUGGUUGCGAUUUCGCCCGCCGGUGUCGAUUACGGUUCGGAACACGUGGGAGCCCCGAAGGGGAAACUAGGGAAAGGACCCAUUGCGCUCCGAAACUACGACACCUGGCUACAGGCAAAGGAAAAGAAAACGGGCAUAGUGCAAAAGGCUCGAGCCUUUGGCGUCCAAGCAAGGAAGUUCCUUCUCCGGAUCAAGGACAUCCCCCCAAGCAAGGAUGGUCGGCAUAUUGAUCUGGAUCCCACGCGGAAAGAGCGUCGCAUUGACGAACGCACAAAGCAGCCCUACACCAGCAAUUGGAUCCGCUCUACCCGCUACUCGGCCUGGAACUUCUUCCCGCGGCAAUUAGUAGCGCAAUUCUCCAAACUCGCAAACUUCUACUUUCUUUGCGUGUCUAUUCUUCAGAUGAUACCCGGUCUUAGUACCACGGGGACUUACACGACUAUCGUGCCCUUGAUGUUUUUCGUUGGACUGUCUAUUGCAAAAGAGGGGUAUGAUGAUCUGAGGAGAUACCGGCUCGACAAGGCGGAAAAUAAUCGAGAGGCUCAGGUGCUUCAUGCAUACAAACCGACCCCAACGAGCAUCUCCAGUGAUGCAGAAAAUUCAGAGUCGCCUUCGGUUGGGCCUCUUCAUUGGGCGGCGACUAAGUGGCAACACAUUAACGUAGGCGAUGUCAUUAAGCUGGAACGUGAUGACGCUGCGCCAGCCGACUUGGUCCUCCUACAUACAACCGGCGAGAACGGCGUAGCCUAUGUGGAGACAAUGGCCCUAGAUGGAGAAACUAACCUCAAGAGCAAACAAACCACAGCCUCUCUUUCGAAGGCCAUCACAAAACAGGAAGAUGUAGCUACGUGCAACGCCGAAUUCGUCGUCGAAGAUCCGUCUCUAGAUCUAUACAAUUUUGAAGGUCGUGUGACGGUUGCGAAGAAGACCGCACCUUUGACCGUAACAGAGAUCAUCUAUCGAGGCAGCAUCUUGAGAAAUACCCCUGACGUUGUAGGUAUGGUCAUCUACUCGGGAGAAGAAUGCCGAAUCCGGAUGAACGCCAACAAGAACCCCAGAAUCAAGGCCCCAUCACUCCAGUUCGUAGUCAACAGGAUCGUCAUCGUCAUCGUCAUAUUCGUUCUGUUGCUAGCUAUCUUUAACACCGUCGCUUACCAGAUCUGGUCGGAACGCACCGAGGAGCAGCUUUGGUAUCUGUCAAAUGCAUCGGUCGCCUUCUUCCCCAACCUAACCUCGUUCAUCAUCAUGUUCAACACCAUGAUUCCGUUAUCGCUCUACGUAAGCUUAGAAAUUGUCAAGCUUGCGCAGAUGUACUUCCUAAAUGAUAUCGACAUGUACGAUCCUGUUUCCGAUACACCCUGCGAGCCGAGGACGUCUACUAUCAACGAAGAGCUUGGACAAAUCAGCUAUAUAUUUUCGGAUAAGACGGGCACUCUUACCGAUAACUCGAUGAAGUUUCGAAAGAUGAGCAUUGCAGGAACAGCUUGGCUCCAUGACGCUGACCUGCAGGAGACCCAGAAGAAGCAGCUUCUACAUAAGAAAAGGAACAAGGGUAAAAAGCCCGUCAGGAAGAGCGUCCGGUCGGCAAGGGAUAUGAUUACACCCAUCGAACCCACGACCCCUGCUCUUGAGGCCAACGAUAUCCAAGAUAUAGUCGAACCGGAGACUCCCGGAACGAAGUGGAAGUCUUCUGCAAGACCUGGGAAGUCACAGCCAGAACUACUGACCGUCGAUUUGCUCCGGUAUAUCCAACGGAGACCGCACACGUUGUUUGCAAAGAAAGCUCGUGUGUUCCUUCUAUCAAUGGCGCUAUGCCAUACUUGUCUUCCGGAAGCCCGGGAAGAUGGGACGACGCACUUUAUGGCAUCGUCUCCCGAUGAACUUGCUUUGGUACAGGCAGCUCAAGAUAUGGGCUUUCUUCUCAUCAAUCGCGAUGUUCAUACCAUCACACUCAAGAUUAUGCCUGCUGGAACUGACGCAGAGCCUAUGUUUGAGACGUAUGAAGUCCUCGAUGUUAUUGAGUUUUCUAGCAAAAGGAAAAGAAUGUCUAUUGUCGUUCGCUUCCCCGAUGGCCGGAUUUGUAUCUUCUGUAAGGGCGCAGAUUCGAUCGUCAUGCAGCGGCUAAAGCUGUCCACGCUUGCGAAUAAAAAGAUGGUGGAGAUUGAACGUCGUGCGAGUAAGAGGAAGAGCCUAGAGGCGCAAUAUGCUAUCGCUCGUAAGAGCGAGCAGAUAGAGCGGAAGAGCAGUGUGGGUGGCCGACGAAGUAUGACUCUUGCUGGUGCAGCUCGUGCAAGUUUCACUCUCGGUCGGGCGAGCACUUCGUUCAACCGAGCUAGUAUUGGUGGUCUUGGACGGUCUAGCACGGGAGGUCGCACACCCCAGCCGAUGCGUGAUGAGGUUGAUCAGUGGUUACGCGAGCGCGAAAGAGAUUACGAAAUUGAGUCGAUUGAGGAAACCAAUGCAUACUCGCCUCGGCCUUCGGGUCUUUCCGGUCUCAAUCGCUACUCAGUAGCUCUGUCUGAGGCGAGAAGCUCGUUGCAGAUGGAAGAAAUGGAGGGUAUUGUUGACGAGAGUCUUGUUGCUGAUGAAGCUGCGGUUAUUGAGCGCUGCUUUCAACAUAUUAAUGAUUUUGCGACAGAGGGUCUGCGUACCCUACUCUACGGAUACCGAUUUCUAGACGAAGAUGAAUACAUGACUUGGAAGAAGGGAUAUCUAGAUGCCACCACAAGCCUUGUUGAUCGACAACGGUUGAUCGAGGAAGCAGGAGAUCUUAUCGAACAGGAACUCGAGCUCUCUGGCGCAACGGCUAUCGAAGACAAGCUUCAGCAAGGUGUUCCCGAAGCCAUCGACAAGUUGCGCAGAGCUAAGAUCAAGAUGUGGAUGUUAACUGGUGACAAACGCGAGACUGCCAUCAACAUCGGGCACUCCUGCCGUCUGAUCAAAGACUACUCCUCAGUUACCGUCCUAGAUCACGAGACGGGCGAGGUAGAGCAGAGCAUUGGCGCCGCUAUUCUAGCUAUCAACCGCGGGACUGUUGCCCACUCUGUCAUUGUCGUAGAUGGCCAAACGCUUGCCCAGAUCAACGAAGUAGAACCGCUCAAAGUGCUCUUCUACGAUCUCGCUAUCCUCGCGGAUUCGGUGAUUUGCUGUCGUGCCUCGCCUUCGCAGAAAGCAGGGCUUGUCAAGAAUAUCCGCAAGCGUGUUAAGAAGAGCAUUACUCUCGCGAUUGGUGACGGUGCCAACGAUAUUGCCAUGAUCCAGGAAGCGCAUGUUGGAAUUGGUAUCACGGGUAAAGAGGGUUUGCAAGCUGCCCGUACGAGCGAUUACUCGAUUGCGCAAUUCAGGUUCUUGACGAAGUUGUUACUAGUGCAUGGAAGGUGGAAUUAUAUUAGAACGUGCAAGUAUACCGUUGGAACCUUCUGGAAGGAGAUGCUCUUCUACCUCACCCAAGCCCUUUUCCAACGCUCCGUCGGUUACACCGGCACCUCACUCUACGAAUCCUGGUCCCUCUCCAUGUUCAAUACACUCUUUACUUCACUCCCCGUCAUCUUCAUGGGCAUCUUUGAAAAAGACCUCGCCGCAUCAACCCUGCUCGCCGUGCCUGAGUUGUAUACAAAAGGUCAGCAGAAUGGCGGGUUCAACUUCAAAGUCUAUCUUGGCUGGAUGUUCAUGGCGUCCAGCGAGGCCAUGAUAGUAUAUUUCUGCAUGCUAGGCUUGUACGGGCAAGCGUUGUUCACCGAGGAUAAUUCCAUCUUCGCGCUUGGGACGCUGACUUUCACGAGCUGUGUUAUCCUCAUUUCUACAAAGAUGCAGCUAAUCGAAAUGCACUCCAAAUCCCUUCUUGCCGCACUCUCCCUCUUCCUCUCCAUUGGCGGCUGGUUCCUCUGGAACAUCAUCCUCUCCACAACCUACAAACCCACAUCUAAGAUCUACUACGUCCGCAAUACUUUCUUCGCCUCCUUUGGCCGCAGCCUGGGUUGGUGGCUCGCACUUAUCCUCAUUUUGUCCUCUGCCGUUGUCUUCGAGCUCGGUGUAGCAAGCUUGCGUGCGAGUUUCUUUACGACGGAAGAAGAUGUGUUUGUGGCACUGGAGAAGGAUGAGUGUGUUAAGAGGAGGUUUGAGGAGGCGGCGGCUGGGGAGUUACAGGCAGGGUGGGAGGAGAGGUGGGAUGGGAAGAAUAAAAAGAAGAGAGAGCAAGAAGAGAAAGUUAAGAAAGUGUUAUUCAUUGUGAAGCCUUCGUCAGGGAACUUAAGGACUCCUCGCCUCCGACGGGAGCUCUCGACCGAAACGCGCAGAGGUCCCGGUCUGGGAAAGUCGGAGUCGCAGACCAGAGUCCAGGUCAGCGGGUUCCAGCCUUCAUCGCGGAUGUGA
Lindgomyces ingoldianus is the source of this 5016-nucleotide messenger RNA. Its product is annotated as phospholipid-translocating P-type ATPase. Gene Ontology annotation, biological process: post-Golgi vesicle-mediated transport; phospholipid translocation; endocytic recycling. The coding region runs from base 1 to 5016 and encodes 1671 amino acids. Gene Ontology annotation, molecular function: magnesium ion binding; ATPase-coupled intramembrane lipid carrier activity; ATP binding. Gene Ontology annotation, cellular component: plasma membrane. The transcript has 5 exons. NCBI's taxonomy places the organism in Eukaryota, Fungi, Ascomycota, Dothideomycetes, Pleosporales, Lindgomycetaceae. The record is from RefSeq and is a predicted model, not a curated record.